Messenger RNA from Endocarpon pusillum Z07020, 288 nucleotides. RefSeq lists its product as uncharacterized. The transcript has a single exon. The record is from RefSeq and is a predicted model, not a curated record. Bases 1 to 288 code for a protein of 95 amino acids. NCBI's taxonomy places the organism in Eukaryota, Fungi, Ascomycota, Eurotiomycetes, Verrucariales, Verrucariaceae.
AUGUGGGACCCGGAUACCGCACAGGGCCUGCGCGACCAGGGCUUCGUCUUCCAUGUCAGAUAUCUCGCCGGCAUCGACGUGCAGCUCAUCGGCCUCGACGAGUUCGGCAUCGCCAGCCGAUGUGGCAGUGCGCUCUUUCACUGGCUCAUCGACGCCGAGUUGCUGUAUGGUGGGCGCGAGGAGGUGGAGAUGCGGGUGGUGGCUAGGAAGACGAAGCGGGAGCGCGUACGCGCUUGGAAAUGGACUUCGUAUCUUGGGAGUCUGUUUCGCGCGGGCACGUACGAGUGA